Lineus longissimus is the source of this 3801-nucleotide messenger RNA. RefSeq names its product serine/threonine-protein phosphatase 6 regulatory ankyrin repeat subunit B-like. Gene Ontology annotation, molecular function: protein binding. Lineage: Eukaryota; Metazoa; Nemertea; Pilidiophora; Heteronemertea; Lineidae. The transcript is spliced from 2 exons. The record is from RefSeq and is a predicted model, not a curated record. The coding region runs from base 1 to 3801 and encodes 1266 amino acids.
AUGGAUCUCAUAAUCAUCAUCGCCUCGAUUAAAGGAGACAAAAAUCUUGUGGCUCGAUGGAUUACAGCCGGGGAGAAUAUAGAAUGUAAAAGCCUAGGCGGGUAUACUCCAAUCAUCUUCGCCUCGACUUUUGGACACCAAGAGGUGGUGGAUCUAUUGAUUAAAGCGGGGGCGAAUAUAGAAUGUAAAGACAAUGGCGGGAAUACUCCAAUCAUCUUCGCCUCGACUUUUGGACACCAAGAGGUGGUGGAUCUAUUGAUUAAAGCGGGGGCGAAUAUAGAAUGUAAAGACGAGGGCGGGUAUACUCCAAUCAUCCUCGCCUCGAUUAAAGGACACCAAGAGGUGGUGGAUUUAUUGAUUAUAGCGGGGGCGAAUAUAGAAUGUAAAGACAAUGGCGGGAAUACUCCAAUCAUCAUUGCCUCGAUUAAAGGACACCAAGAGGUGGUGGAUCUAUUGAUUAAAGCGGGGGCGGAUAUAGAAUGUAAAGACAAUGGCGGGAAUACUCCAAUCAUCAUCGCCUCGAUUAAAGGACACCAACAGGUGGUGGAUCUAUUGAUUAAAGCGGGGGCGAAUAUAGAAUGUAAAAACAUUAGCGGGAAUACUCCAAUCAUCAUCGCCUCGAUUAAAGGACACCAAGAGGUGGUGGAUCUAUUGAUUAAAGCGGGGGCGAAUAUAGAAUGUAAAGGCAAUGGCGGGAAUACUCCAAUCAUCUUCGCCUCGAUUAAUGGACACCAAGAGGUGGUGGAUCUAUUGAUUAAAGCGGGGGCGAAUAUACAAUGUAAAGACAAUGACGGGAAUACUCCAAUCAUCAUCGCCUCGAUUAAUGGACACCAAGAGGUGGUGGAUCUAUUGAUUAAAGCGGGGGCGAAUAUAGAAUGUAAAGACAAUGACGGGAAUACUCCAAUCAUCAUCGCCUCGACUAAUGGACACCAAGAGGUGGUGGAUCUAUUGAUUAAAGCGGGGGCGAAUAUAGAAUGUAAAGGCAAUGGCGGGAAUACUCCAAUCAUCAACGCCUCGAUUAUAGGACACCAAGAGGUGGUGGAUCUAUUGAUUAAAGCGGGGGCGAAUAUAGAAUGUAAAGACAAUGGCGGGAUUACUCCAAUCAUCAUCGCCUCGACUAAUCGACACCAAGAGGUGGUGGAGCUAUUUAUUAAAGCGGGGGCGAAUAUAGAAUGUAAAGGCAAUGGCGGGAAUACUCCAAUCAUCAUCGCCUCGAUUAUAGGACACCAAGAGGUGGUGGAUCUAUUGAUUAAAGCGGGGGCGAAUAUACAAUGUAAAGACAAUGACGGGAAUACUCCAAUCAUCAUCGCCUCGAUUAAUGGACACCAAGAGGUGGUGGAUCUAUUGAUUAAAGCGGGGGCGAAUAUAGAAUGUAAAAACAAUGAUUUGAAUACUCCAAUCAUCAUCGCCUCGACUAAUGGACACCAAGAGGUGGUGGAUCUAUUGAUUAAAGCGGGGGCGGAUAUAGAAUGUAAAGACAAUGACUUGAAUACUCCAAUCAUCAUCGCCUCGAUUAAUGGACACCAAGAGGUGGUGGAUCUAUUGAUUAAAGCGGGGGCGGAUAUAGAAUGUAAAGACGAGGGCGGGUAUACUCCAAUCAUCAUCGCCUCGAUUAAUGGACACCAAGAGGUGGUGGAUCUAUUGAUUAAGGCGAAGGCGAAUAUAGAAUGUAAAGACAAUGGCGGGACUACUCCAAUCAUCAUCGCCUCGAUUAUAGGACACCAAGAGGUGGUGGAUCUAUUGAUUAAAGCGGGGGCAAAUAUAGAAUGUAAAGGCGAUGGCGGGAAUACUCCAAUCAUCUUCGCCUCGAUUAUAGGACACCAAGAGGUGGUGGAUCUAUUGAUUAAAGCGGGGGCGAAUAUAGAAUGUAAAGACAAUGACGGGAAUACUCCAAUCAUCACCGCCUCGAUUAAUGGACACCAAGAGGUGGUGGAUCUAUUGAUUAAAGCGAAGGCGAAUAUAGAAUGUAAAGACAAUGGCGGGAAUACUCCAAUCAUCAUCGCCUCGAUUAAUGGACACCAAGAGGUGGUGGAUCUAUUGAUUAAAGCGGGGGCGAAUAUAGAAUGUAAAGACAAUGGCGGGAAUACUCCAAUCAUCAUCGCCUCGAUUAUAGGACACCAAGAGGUGGUGGAUCUAUUGAUUAAAGCGGGGGCGAAUAUAGAAUGUAAAGACAAUGGCGGGAAUACUCCAAUCAUCAAUGCCUCGAUAAAAGGACACCAAGAGGUGGUGGAUGUAUUGAUUAAAGCGGGGGCGGAUAUAGCAUGUAAAGGCAAUAGCGGGAAUACUCCAAUCAUCACCGCCUCGAUUAAUGGACACCAAGAGGUGGUGGAUCUAUUGAUUAAAGCGGGGGCGAAUAUAGAAUGUAAAGACAAGGACGGGGAUACUCCAAUCAUCAUCGCCUCGACUGAAGGACAUAAGGAUGUGGUGGAUCUAUUAGUUAAAGCGGAUGCAAUUAUUGAAGUCAGUAACUAUGAAAACGACACUCCGAUAGUUUGCGCAGCUAAAUGGGGUAAUGUUGAAAUUGUUGACGUUUUGUUGAAAGAAGGUGCUUGUUCCAGAAGUUUUAGUUAUGGAUCGCUAUUAAAUAUUGGUGCAACGUUUGGUCGACGACGGGUCGUUGAAUAUCUUUUUAGACGCGGGAUGUCAUUAGAAAUCCGUGACUUGAAAGGAAACACCCCACUUCAAAAUGCUAUCAUAAAGGGUCAUCUCUCUGUGGUCCAACUCCUAAUAAGGAGUGGAGCAGAUACAUCCACAUCAAACUUUUCGUCGGAGAGUAUUAUAUAUUCUGCUGCUUCGUGUGGCCAUGCCGAUAUCGUAAAAUACUUGGGAAGCAGUGAUGCACGGAAGUUAUUGGAUUUGCCCAAUGCCAGUGGAUGGUCGCCUAUUGCCAAGGCAGUUUCAGGUGGUCAUUUUCGGACAGUUAGACAACUUCAUCAGCUUGGAGCUGACAUGAACUGCAGCGUAAAUGGAAAAGGACUGCUUCAUCUAGCAGCUGAGUCCGGUUGCCUAGAUAUCUAUCAAUAUCUUAUCAUCGCUGGGCUUGACUGCAAACGACCCAACAUCCAUGGAUUGAAGGCUUAUGAAUGCUUCCCCUUUCAAUCAAAACUUAAUUAUCAAGCAAGCAACCGAUUAGGACAUUCCUGCGAACAAAGUCUCUCUUACGUCAUGUCGCGAUUAAAUGAGCAAUAUGCUACACCCGCGUAUAGAUACAAACUUUCAGAACUAUCUUGUGUACUGGGACUAGGCAGCGUGAAUAUUAUCAAGGGUGGUGUUUCAGAAACUAUCAUGAGGUUUGUAAGGGAGAAGGAGGUUGUUAAGGGUUCAGAGUUAUGCGGAAGUUCGGCUGAGGGCACGAAGGUUCAGCUGCCUGAUGAAAUGGACUUCCUUAGAUUGGUAUCUCCAAAUCAUCUCUCUCGAAACGAAAUGGUUGACAACUUACAUGGAUAUAAGUAUAUACAAAUUAGAAAAAUUAAGAACAGGUUUUUAUCAAGUAAAGCACUCCAUGAGAUUGAAAGCCAAACCCUACAAUUUAGCACAAAAGCCCAAGAGUCUAAAAAAAGCGGAGAAAUCCGUUUGGAGGCAGUUGCUGGAGGAGGCGGUGCCAGUGUUCCUGUGACUAUCAGAUGGCCCGAUGAUAAACCUUCAAAACGCAUUGUCUCAGACCAUAUAGUAACAACCUUACCUGUAGAUAAUUGGCCCGAUGAUUGGCAAGAUGAUUGGUCCGAUAAUGCACUACAGAACGGAGAGUCUGAAAGUGAGUCUCCUUAUCUCUGUGGAUAUAGUACCGAUAUUUCAUGUUGA